This is a messenger RNA of Cucumis sativus (cucumber), 1969 nucleotides long. RefSeq names its product terpene synthase 10. Gene Ontology annotation, molecular function: terpene synthase activity; magnesium ion binding. Bases 70 to 1872 code for a protein of 600 amino acids. NCBI's taxonomy places the organism in Eukaryota, Viridiplantae, Streptophyta, Magnoliopsida, Cucurbitales, Cucurbitaceae. The record is from RefSeq and is a predicted model, not a curated record. Gene Ontology annotation, biological process: diterpenoid biosynthetic process. The transcript is spliced from 7 exons.
ACACAUAGCUUUUGUGUUUCAAUAUUGAUCAGCUAAGCUUGAUUACACGUUUUUUGGUGUUCUCUAUCAAUGGCUCAUCUUCAUCAAAUUUUCACUUCUUUCUUCCCUGUGAGUUCUCUUGUGAUGGAACGAGUCUCUUCUUUUAAUCACAACUCUUUGUUUGUCCCUCGUGUUAUAAAUAAUGUAACUGGUGGUGGUGCAAGAAUGUGUAGCCAGACUGUUGUACGUCGAUCCGGAAAUUACCAACCUUCUACUUGGAAAUACGAGUUCAUUCAAUCAUUAAGCAGUGAAUUUGAGGGAGAAAUAUAUGUAGGACUGUUUAAUGAGUUAAAGGGAGAGGUAAGAGUCAUCAUGAACAAAAUAGCUAAUGACGAUCCUCUAAAGCAACUCGAGUUUAUUGAUAUCUUACAACGACUUGGCAUCUCAUACCAUUUUGAGAAUGAGAUUAAAGAUAUGUUGACAAUGACAUACAAGAAUCACUGUGAAAAUGACGAUUGGAAAAUCAAUAAUCUCUACGCAACAUCUCUUGAGUUUAGACUUCUAAGACAAUAUGGAUUCAAUAUUCAACAAGAUGUUUUCAAUCACUUCUUCUCGAAUGAGACGAAAAGUUUUAACGUGCAACUGUACGAGGAUUUAAAUGGAAUGCUAUGUUUGUACGAAGCUUCAUUCUUAAGUAUAGAAGGCGAAAACAUUUUAGAGACGGCAAAACAUUUUACGAUGGAAUAUUUAGAAAAAUACAUGAAAUCAAGCACGGAUGAGAAUGAAGUAGCCAUUGUUAGACAUGCAUUGGAGCUUCCCUUACAUUGGAGAAUGCCAAGAUUGGAGACCAGAUGGUUCAUUGAUAUCUAUGAGAGAAAAGUGGAUAUGAAUCCUAUUCUUCUUGAAUUUGCUAAACUUGAUUUCAAUAAGGUGCAAUUUAUCCAUCAACAAGAUUUAAAAUAUGCAUCAAGGUGGUGGAAGAGUAGUGGGCUUGGACAAAAGUUGAGCUUUGCCAGAGAUAGAUUGAUAGAGAGUUUCUUUUGGACUGUGGGUAUUGGAUUUGAACCUGAGUUCUCUUAUUUUAGAAGAUCGUUAACAAAAAUCAAUGCAUUAAUAACAAUCAUAGAUGAUGUGUAUGAUGUUUAUGGCUCAUUAGAUGAGCUCGAACUCUUUACCAACGCAGUAGAAAGGUGGGAUGUUGCAGCAAUGGAAGAGCUUCCUGACUAUAUGAAAAUAUGUUUUCUUGCUCUUCACAACUCUAUAAAUGAGAUGGGUUUCGAAGCACUAAGAGACAAAGGAAUUAAUGUCAUUCAAUACCUUAAGAAAGCAUGGGUAGAUUUGUGCAAAAGUUAUAUGUUGGAGGCAAAGUGGUACCACACCAAUUAUAAACCAACAUUGGAAGAAUAUUUAGAUAAUGCAUGGAUUUCAAUUUCAGGAACAGUUUUAUUAGUUCAUACAUAUGUUUUUGUCACAUCUUCCACGCUUGAAAAUAUGGAAAGUUUGAAACAGCACAUUGAUAUGAUUCGUUGGUCAUCAACAAUUUUACGACUUGCUGAUGAUCUAGGAACAUCAUCGGAUGAAUUAGAAAGAGGUGAUGUUCCAAAAUCAAUACAAUGUUACAUGAACGACACGGGAGCUUCAGAAAGUAAUGCACGGGAAUAUAUAAGACAUUUGAUUGAUGAGACGUGGAAGAAGUUAAAUAAGACAGAAGUCGAGAAUAAUUAUUCCAUUUUUCCUCGAGUGUUCGUUGAAAGAGCUAAGAAUCUUGCUAGAAUGGCUCAAUGCAUGUAUCAAUAUGGUGAUGGACAUGGCAUGGGAUACCAAGAAACAAAAGAUCGUGUAAUGUCUCUACUUAUUGAACCGAUUUCCAUUCAUUGUUCAUAUAGUGAAUAAUUGCCUAUGGUUGUUUAAAUGUAGGGCAUAUACCUGCUCAAUAUUAUUUUACAUGAUUUGAAAUGAUAAUUCAUAAGACUUGAAUCAUCUUCUUAAA